Phyllostomus hastatus (greater spear-nosed bat) is the source of this 4479-nucleotide messenger RNA. RefSeq names its product nucleotide binding oligomerization domain containing 1 (gene NOD1). Bases 526 to 3390 code for a protein of 954 amino acids. The transcript has 13 exons. Gene Ontology annotation, biological process: regulation of apoptotic process. Gene Ontology annotation, molecular function: protein binding. The record is from RefSeq and is a predicted model, not a curated record. Lineage: Eukaryota; Metazoa; Chordata; Mammalia; Chiroptera; Phyllostomidae.
GCCUGCCCACUCGCCCCUGCGCUGCGCGGUGGCUUGACCGCCAAUGCUCAACAGGUAACGCCCCAGGCCAACUUACCGGCCCUCCCUCACACGGCGGGGGAGUGGCCGCCCCCCUACGGCCACCCUGCACGCUGCCCGGGCCUCCCCUCGCAGCCAGAGAGAGGGGCGCGGCUGCUACUCUCGUCCGGCCACUUCCCGUUCUGGGCCGGCCCAGCGGCGGAGGCUCCUGCCUUGUUCCCCGCUCCGCUGCGGGCGGAGGGCUGCAGCCUCCGCCUCAGUGUCUCGGUCCACGCGCUGCCUGCUCUGCAAACCUGGAGGCCAAACGCCAGAAAGACAUGGGGCACUGAAGACUGAAGGAGAGAAGGUUGUUUUAAUGUAUUUGGACUUACUUCAAAGAACGAUGCCAGGAACUUAAAAAGGGGCCGCGCUGAGAGGCAGGGGCCCUGGCUCCCGAUUGUCCUCUACCAGGAAGACACGUUCAGCCCAAGAUGAAUUCGGGACAAGCAACCACUUGCUCCUUUAACCAUGGAGAAGCGGGGCCACGGUGAGAUGGAAAUAAUCCCCUCAGAGUGUCCCCACUCCUACAUUAAGUUGUUGAAAAGCAACCGCGAACUCCUGGUCACGCACAUCCGCAACACUCAGUGUCUGCUGGACAACCUGCUGAAGAAUGAUUACUUCUCGACCGAAGAUGUGGAGAUCGUGGGCGCCUGCCCCACGCAGCCCGACAAGGUCCGCAAAAUUCUGGACCUGGUGCAGAGCAAGGGCGAGGAGGUGUCCGAGUUCCUCCUGCACGUGCUCCAGCGGCUCGCCGAUGCUUACGUGGACCUCAGGCCGUGGCUGGCGGAGAUCGGCUUCUCCCCUUCCAGGCUCAUUCAGAGCAAAACGGUGGUCAACACCGACCCAGUGAGCAGGUACACCCAGAAGCUGCGACACCAACUGGGCCGAGACUCCAAGUUCAUCCUGUGCUACUCACAGAAGGAGGAGGUGCUGCUGGAGGAGACGUACACAGACACCAUCAUGGAGCUCGUCAACCUCAGCAAUGAGAGCCUGGGCAGCCUGGGCAGCCUGGCCUGCCUCCUGGACCCCUCCACGGGCGUCCUCAACGAGCAGGGGGAGACCAUCUUCGUCUUCGGCGAUGCCGGCGUGGGCAAGUCCAUGCUGCUGCAGCGGCUACAGAGCCUCUGGGCCGCCAGCCAGCUGGACGAGGGGCUCAAGUUCUUCUUCCACUUCCGCUGCCGCAUGUUCAGCUGCUUCAAGGACAGCGACACGCUGAGCCUGCAGGACCUGCUCUUCAAGCAUUACUGCUACCCGGAGCAGGACCCCGAGGAGGUGUUCGCUUUCCUGCUGCGCUUCCCCCACACCGCUCUCUUCACCUUCGACGGCCUGGACGAGCUCCACUCGGACUUUGACCUGAGCCACGUGCCCGACACCUCAUCGCCCUGGGAGCCUGCCCACCCCCUGGUCCUGCUGGCCAACCUGCUCAGCGGGAUGCUGCUCAAGGGGGCCGCCAAGGUGCUCACGGCCCGCACGGGCAUCGAGAUCCCACGGCAGCUCCUGCGGAAGAAGGUGCUUCUGCGGGGCUUCUCCCCCAGCCACCUGCGGGACUACACCAGGAGGAUGUUCCCCGACCGGGCCACGCAGGCCCGCCUGCUGGACCAGCUGGAGGCCAACCCCAACCUCUGCAGCCUGUGCGCCGUGCCCCUCUUCUGCUGGAUCAUCUUCCGCUGCUUCCAGCACUUCCACGGCACCUUCGACAGCUCCCUGCAGCUGCCCGACUGCUCCGUGACCCUGACCGAUGUCUUCCUGCUGAUCACCGAGGUCCACCUGAACCGGACGCAGCCCUCCAGCCUGGUGCAGCGGAACACGCGCAGCCAGAUGGAGACCUUCCGCACCAGGCUGGGCACCCUGCACUCGCUGGGGCAGGUGGCCCACUGGGGCAUGGAGAAGAACCUCUUUGUCUUCAGCCAGGAGGAGGUACAGGCCUCUGAGCUGCAGGAGGCUGACCUGCAGCUGGGCUUCUUGCGGGCCAUGCCUGAGCUGGGCCUCGGCGGGGACCAGCAGUCCUAUGAGUUUUUCCACACCACCCUGCAGGCCUUCUUUACCGCCUUCUUCCUCGUGGUGGACGACAAGGUGGGCACUCAGGACCUGCUCAGGUUCUUCCAGGAGUGGGUGCCUCCCGGGAAGGCAGCAGCUGUGUCCUGUUCCCCCCUCUCCUUCCCUUUCCAGUGCCUGGGGGACGGUGGCCUGAUGGGGGAAGACCCCUUCAAGAACAAGGAUCACUUUCAGUUCACCAACCUCUUCCUAUGCGGGCUGUUGUCCAAAGCCAAAAAGAAACUCCUGCAACACCUGGUGCCAGCUGCGGCCCUUAGGAAAAAGCGCAAGGCCCUGUGGGCACACCUGUUUUCCAGCCUGCGGUCCUACCUGAAGAACCUGCCCCGUGUUCAGACUGAGGGCUUCCACCAGGUGCAGGCCAUGCCCACCUUCAUCUGGAUGCUGCGCUGCAUCUAUGAGACACAGAGCGAGAAGGUGGGGCAGCUGGCGGCCAGGGGCAUCUGCGCCAACUACCUCAAGCUGACCUACUGCAACGCCUGCUCGGCCGACUGCAGCGCCCUCUCCUUCGUCCUGCACCACUUCCGCAAGCGGCUGGCCCUCGACCUGGACAACAACAACCUCAACGACUACGGCGUGCGGGAGCUGCAGCCCUGCUUCAGCUGCCUCACCGUCAUCAGGCUCAGCGUAAACCAGAUCACCGACGCUGGGGUCAAGGUGCUGUAUGAAGAGCUGACCAAGUACAAAAUCCUGACGUAUUUAGGCUUGUACAACAACCAGAUCACGGACAUUGGAGCCAGAUACGUCGCCAGCAUCCUGGACGAGUGCAAAGGCCUCACGCACCUGAAAAUGGGGAAAAACAAAAUAACGAGUGAGGGAGGAAAGCGUCUCGCCCUGGCUGUGAAGAACAGCAAGUCCAUCUUUGAAGUUGGGAUGUGGGGCAAUCAAAUUGGUGAUGAAGGAGCAAAGGCCUUCGCCGAGGCCCUGAGGAACCACCCCAGCCUGACCAACCUGAGUCUGGCAUUCAAUGGCAUUUCCACAGAAGGAGGGAAGAGCCUCGCCCAGGCCCUGCAGCAGAACGCGUCUCUGAGAAUAUUCUGGCUCACCAAAAAUGAACUCGACGAUGACGUGGCCGAGAGCAUGGCAGAGAUGUUGAAAGUCAACCAGACGUUGAAACAUUUAUGGCUGAUCCAGAACCAGAUCACUGCCCGGGGGCUCGCCCGGCUCGCAGACGCGUUGCAGAACAACACCGGCAUCAUGGAGGUCUGCCUGAAUGGGAACUUGAUCAAGCCCGAGGAGGCCCAAGGCUUUGAAGAUGAGAAGCGGCUUGUCUGUUUCUGAGAGGACGCUUUCCCGUCCGUGGGGCUGGGCCCUUGGGGGGCGCUCCAGCAGCCGCCACCACACUGGGCGGUCACUUGGUCUGGUCACCCAGUCUUCUUCUGCGUCUCGGAAGGGGUCUGCUGAGAUGGUGAGUUGGGACCGCCUGCUGGGAGCCUCUGCCUUCGAGAUGCAAGUCCACCUCCCCGCAGAGGCUGAGGGGCAGACCACACUCCCUGCAAAACGCUCCCCGCACUGCUGUUGCCGUUUUGCAGGGAGAGGGUGGGCUUUGUAAGACUGUAAACAUGCUGUGAAGAGAUGUGAACACACGUCCACGGUCACUUUAACCUGAGACUAGAGGAGUACGACUUGGAGCUCCCCCAAACGCCUGCCCUGCGGACCGGGGGAGCAGCGAGCUGGCCACUGCUGUCGUCCGGGAACGAUCUGGGGCUCCGUGCAGAAGUCGGCGCUGAGUUUUUGCAGGAAAGGUGCUCUGCGAGCGAGAAGUGUUUGCCCUGGUGUGUUCUCCUUGCUCGGUCCCUCCCCCACGUGUUGCUGUUAUUCCCACUUCUCGGCUGUCGGUUCCGAGGUGUGUGCAGGGUGGGGAGGUCGUUGGUGUCAAGGAAAGGACUCGUCACAGGCUUUAGUUCGAGUCCUGGGGUGUCACUGCCAACAGAGACCCCUGGAGCAGGUCUAGGGGAAUGGACGAGGCCUCCGUGAGGCUGAGUUUCCACUCGGGGCUUCCUCGGGGCUCGGCUGACCCCCCCACCCAGGACACCAGUACUGGGGGCAAAGCCACUCCGCCUGGGAAGAAGCACCGCCCGCCUUCAAAAGCAGUGAGGCGUGGAGCGCCUUCGUGACCCCGGCACCCAGACAGAAGCGCCUUUCCCUCUCGCCCUCCUGAGGAAGUCUCCUCCUGCCCCUGUGAACCUGGGAGGGCUGCUGGGCUGGAGCCGAGACUCGGGGGGAGCUGCGGAGAACCCGGCUGGCAGAACGCGUCAGACUGCCCACCACGGUGGGCACGGGGUGGAUGCCGAACGGGGGGGCCGGGGUGGCGACAGGGCCAGAUGACUCGUUCUGUUACCGAUGCGUUUGUUAAUAAAACAGUGGACA